Messenger RNA from Xiphias gladius (swordfish), 1734 nucleotides. RefSeq names its product endothelin 1 (gene edn1). Gene Ontology annotation, cellular component: extracellular region. Lineage: Eukaryota; Metazoa; Chordata; Actinopteri; Istiophoriformes; Xiphiidae. The transcript has 5 exons. Gene Ontology annotation, biological process: vein smooth muscle contraction; regulation of vasoconstriction; intracellular calcium ion homeostasis. Bases 157 to 774 code for a protein of 205 amino acids. The record is from RefSeq and is a predicted model, not a curated record. Gene Ontology annotation, molecular function: endothelin B receptor binding; hormone activity; endothelin A receptor binding.
UCUGACGCCUCUGCGCCGCUGCGUGACUCUCUCAGGACGAUCACUGAACAAGCUUUUGCGAAGGAGGGACGCACUGGAUGAUUAUUUUUCCACCUCCGGAGGAUUAUUCAUUUUCCCGAGCAAUAUUUUUUUUUGUUAUCCUAGAGCCUAGAAAACAUGGAUAUAUACAUUUUUAUUUCCGUGUUAUCAGUGAUGUACUGCUGGAUUUUGUGCACAGUGCUGUCGGCGCCGGCUGGAGAGACGCCCACCGCCGCCCCCGUCACCCAGGGGCGCCAUGUGCGGACCAAACGCUGCUCCUGCUCCACGUUCCUGGACAAGGAGUGCGUCUACUUCUGCCACCUGGACAUCAUAUGGGUCAACACACCUGAGCGCGUGGUCUCCUACGGACUGGGCAACGCUCCCAGGACGAAGCGCGCGGCGGCGGCUGCGGCGGCGGCGGACGACUCCAUGGCAACCGGCGGCGGGCCUCGCUGCCAGUGUCUCCGCGAAAACGACAGCACGUGCGGAAACUUCUGCCGGCUGGGAGACCACCUCAGGUAUGAGACAUCGCCCGACGCGGCGGGCCGCUCUGCCGAGGGCGAUGGCUGUGCUGAGGCGCGGUGCAAACACAGGCUGGCAGCCGACACGGGCAGGAUUAAGAGGAGCAGCCACGGGGGACAGGUGUCGCCUGUAGCACUCAGGGCUGCCUUGGAAACCCGCCUGCCGCUCGAGAAGUGGAGGGCGAGACAGCGCCACAGGGCGAGAGCGUGGGAGGGCGAGAGCGCGGCCUCCUAAAGACGACAGAUAACCUCCACACCUUGUAAUAUGGAGGGGGAAAGGGUUUCAUAACCACGGGCCCGUCUCUAAAGCCACCUGCAAGUGGGGGGUUGGGGGGAGGGGGCGCGCCCUGUGCAGCGGCCCCUCGGGAAGGCACCGGAGAGCCAACAUAAGGCCAGCAAACUAACUCCGUGGCUGCGGUGUCCUGAGGUGUCCGGAGCGGAGCAGAGAGCAUUUACAACUCGACUUGGUUGCACUUCAUCAGACAGAUGAACGGGGUGAGAGACGCCUGGGGGCUCAGGUGACUGGAGAUAAGCUGGACAGAGGACUUGGCCCCAGUCUGCAAAAGUCAAGGACAUUUAUUGAUCUUUUCAGAUGUCAUGGUCAGACUCAGUCACUCUGUUGGACUCAAAAAAACAAACAAACAAACAAACACACAAACAAACAAACACCAAAUAGCAUUUCAAAAACUUGACUUCACUGGAAGGAUUUAACAUAAAUCCUUCUGUUUCAGAAGAUACAAAUCACUGCCGCAUUCCAAUGAGGCAGUCCUACUUAUUGUAUAUUUCAAAACGCCACUAUUUUUCCUCACAGAUUGUUGUGCCUCCAUAAAGUAGAAGGGACUAUGGGCCUUGUGUCAUCGCUUUACACAAGACGUUUUUUUUCACCGACUGAAACUAUUUACUGCAUUUUACGUAACAGGUCUCACGCCUCCUGUACGCCAGGACACAGGUCAUUGUAGCUACGCAGUACAGUAGCCGCUGGGAGUUUUUCUUAGUGAUGUUAUCACAGAUUUCUUUGCAUUUUUCAUAAUUUAUGAUCUCACUAAAAACGUUAUGUGUAUUGUUGCUAUGAUGUGCUAUGUUUUAUUUAUUUAUUCUUUUUACAUAUUGUAAUUUAAUAUUGGUCCAUAUUGGUCCGUCACGCUUGGUUUGUCAUUUCUAUGAAAUGUGUUGUCACCAAGGAGCCAUAUUGUGG